CUGUUUGGCGGCGAGGAGUCGGGCUGCGCGGAGAGGCCUGGCCGCUGAAGGCUUGGUUCGGCGGUGCCGGCCUGGGUUUGUGGUUGAGGCCGGGUCUCCGCCUCUGGGCCUGGGAAGAUGGUGCUGGGUGGUUGCCCGGUGAGUUACUUACUUCUGUGCGGCCAGGCGGCUUUACUGCUGGGGAAUCUACUUCUGCUGCAUUGCGUAUCUCGGAGCCACUCGCAAAAUACUACCUACGAGCCCGAGCUCACAUCCUCUGGCGCCGCUCAUCCGGAGGGCUCCGCCGGCGCCCCGAGCUGGGAAUAUGGCGACCCCCACUCUCCAGUCAUCCUUUGCUCUUACCUACCUGAUGAAUUUAUAGAAUGUGAAGACCCAGUGGAUCAUGUUGGAAAUACAACUGCAUCCCAGGAACUUGGCUAUGGUUGUCUCAAGUUCGGUGGUCAGGCCUACAGCGAUGUGGAGCACACUGCAGUCCAGUGCCGGGCCCUAGAUGGAAUUGAGUGCGCUGGUUCUAGGAUCUUCCUACGAGAAAAUAAACCUUGUAUAAAGUAUACGGGACACUACUUCAUAACCACGUUACUCUACUCUUUCUUCCUGGGUUGUUUUGGAGUGGACCGCUUCUGCCUGGGACACACUGGCACGGCAGUAGGAAAGCUGUUGACACUUGGAGGACUUGGGAUUUGGUGGUUCGUUGACCUUAUUUUGCUCAUUACUGGAGGGCUGAUGCCGAGCGAUGGCAGCAACUGGUGCACUGUUUACUAAAAAGAGCUGCUCUGUGGCCCAGGGAGGCAAGGUGAAUGCUCUGUCUUCUGAAUUCAUCUCUACAGGCGCAAAACUCACCUUUGAUAUCAGACCUGACUAUUACUUUCCCUCACUGGGAGGGAAUGGGUUUGGUUGGGAAAGCUUCUUUGGACUUCGGGUCUUCGACCCAAAUUUUACCUUGCAGACUAGAAAUGACAUGCAAACAGUGUUGUGAGAAUCAAGUUUCUACCUUUCCUCGUGGACAAAAUAUAAAGGAUAGUGACUCACUUAUAAGUUGCAGAUGAUGUUUCUGUACCCUCUCUCUCUUUACGUUGCUGUAUCUUGGCCCUUUGGAACAAGUAGGUAAACCCAACAGGAGAAGCAAAUGAAGGUUUUUAGCCAUGUGUCUUUUGUGACCCAGAGACUUCCUGCAGAAGAGAUGUGAAGCUGAGCCAGGAAAAUCUUCAUCAAAAGUGGAAGUAGCCGUGGAUUUUAAUUCACACUGAAAUUCUGACUUUCUGAAUUUACAUUGCAGAAGAAAAUUUGCCAGCCUGGAAAGUUGUAUGGGUAUUUUCAGUAGGUAUAGUGAAAUUCAAAAUUAAAUUUGUUUGGCUAAAAACCAGGCAUUUGAAAUGAA
Molecule: messenger RNA, 1378 nt
Organism: Loxodonta africana (African savanna elephant)
Lineage: Eukaryota; Metazoa; Chordata; Mammalia; Proboscidea; Elephantidae
Gene: TM2D2
Product: TM2 domain containing 2
Exons: 4
Coding region: 118-762 (214 amino acids)
Source: RefSeq, a predicted model, not a curated record